Molecule: messenger RNA, 1035 nt
Organism: Aureobasidium pullulans EXF-150
Lineage: Eukaryota; Fungi; Ascomycota; Dothideomycetes; Dothideales; Saccotheciaceae
Product: NAD(P)-binding protein
Exons: 3
Coding region: 41-916 (291 amino acids)
Biological process (GO): fatty acid metabolic process
Molecular function (GO): NAD+ binding; oxidoreductase activity, acting on the CH-OH group of donors, NAD or NADP as acceptor
Source: RefSeq, a predicted model, not a curated record
CUAGUUCGAUGAGCGAUAUCAUAUCAACAUAAUUAUUAAAAUGUGGUCACCUCCACAAUCUUAUCAAACCAGACCCAUCGCUGUCUUAGGUGGUGGCGUACUAGGCCGUCGAAUUGCUUGUUGCUGGGCAGCUGCAGGAUACAAUGUCAAUAUCAGAGAACCAUAUCUGGACCAACAAAUUGAUGCAAACGAUUGGAUCGAAGCCAACAUCUCCACUUUCACCUCAAGCAUGAACAACAUCCCAGGCCAAGUCAACUUUUACACAGAAUUGGCAUCAGCAGUCGACAACGCAUGGAUAGUAUUCGAAGCCAUACCAGAAGUUUUGGAACUCAAGCUUUCAAUUUUCGCCGAGCUCGAAACCCAGGCACCUUCCGAUUGCAUCCUCACCUCCAACUCAUCAAGUUUCAAAUCCAGCGAGAUGCUAUCGAGCCUUGUUGACGAAGACACCAAGACAAGAAUAUGCAGUGUCCAUUAUAUUAUGCCGCCUCAAAUCAAAGUCGUGGAAAUUAUGGCUUGUGGCUUCACUGCACCAGCCAUCCUUGACUUCCUGGUCCAGAAGUGCAAGGAAGCUAAUUUACAGCCUUUUCUCGUACAGAAAGAAAGUAUGGGAUUCAUCUACAAUAGACUAUGGGCUGCAAUUAAGAGAGAAACACUCAUGAUAUUGAGCGAAGGUGUUUCAGAUGCUGGUGUUGUGGAUGAGAUAUUCAAAAGUGUCUUGGGGACUAGGUAUGGACCUUGUUUCAUGAUGGAUCAUGUCGGACUUGAUACUAUUGCCAAUAUUGAGAGACACUGCGUCAGGGAACGAGGGUUGUCUGACGAACACACUGUCAAGUUUCUAGAGGAUAACUUUAUUGAGCAAGGCAAGCUUGGCUUCAAGUCUGGGAAAGGAGGUCUGUUGUCUCCGAGGUCGUUGUAACUGAGUAAUGUCAAUCAUAUCCUUUUGGGCAGCCGCAGAGGGAUACAGGUGUCUGGAACAAUCGCCGUGCGAAAUCAUGUUUUGUUGAAUCCAGACGAGCAAUGUCAACAGAAAGAGCC